Molecule: messenger RNA, 9100 nt
Organism: Toxoplasma gondii ME49
Lineage: Eukaryota; Apicomplexa; Conoidasida; Eucoccidiorida; Sarcocystidae
Exons: 6
Coding region: 504-7934 (2476 amino acids)
Molecular function (GO): protein binding
Source: RefSeq, a predicted model, not a curated record
AACUUUUCGCAGCUAGAUCCCGCUUACCCAUCGUCCAGGGGAAAGGUGCACGGCACUGGCUUUCGAAAUCUCAAGAAAAACUCGAGAAAAACUCGGUAGUCCGCCCUUGUCUUGACCCGCACAGCACAGAAUCGCGCAAGUUGACAAGCGACACCCGCGCCGUGUCCGCUGUUCGUUUGCGCACACACUUCCUUGUCUCGAGACUCGCUGGUGAGGGAAAACGGCUUUCUCUGCCGUUUCACCCGGCCAUUCAAAGCAGAUCGACUCCGCACUGCGCCCUUUCUGCUGCUGAAUCCUUUCGGCUCGCUUUUCCCCGCUCAACCGCCUGUGGCACCUGCCUCCACUGCGCACUCUGCGCGGAGAAUCGGGUCUUCCCCGGACGCCUUUAAGUUUCUAGCGCGUCCCGUGGGCUCUCCUCGGUGGCGUCUGCGCUUUCGAGCUCCGAGUCGUUGUUCUGCGCAUGCAGUGAUAAAGUAAACUGCACCAGCCUGAAAACCUACCUAAUGCGUCAAGACUCUCGCGGACGCGGCUUCUGUGUCUGUGAAGAGGCGCUUUGUCUGCACUGGCAGUUGAGAGGCAACUUCUCUUGCGACUCGGGGGGGAAGGCCGGCCAGCUUGAAUCAGAGCUCGACUCGCGGACUACGCCGGCAGCGCUUCAAUCAAGACUACGCGUUCCUGAACAAGCUUCAGGGAGAAACGAAGGCUUUCCCCUCAUCUGCGAAGAGUCUGUGUCCACAUGGAAUGACUUCAGGGUGUUCCGACGCUCCCUUCCAUCCUGCGCAGCUCGCUGCCUCUCACGGUCCCGCGACCCGCUGGUCUGCGAACGGCGGUUGUUCGCGCAAGCGCUCAAGAGGAACCUUCGCAUCGAAAGAAUGAGGAAGCGAGAUUGCGACAGCAGAAGAGAGAGGGGAGCAGGCCGAGGAGGCGAGAGACACUGGCAUCGAGAAGACAGACGGCGUGGACAAGAGAAAACUCACAGCAGCGACUCUUCACACGAGGAGAGGAGACAUGGCAGAGAGAGGAGACACGGUGAGGAGAGGAGACACGGUGAGGAGAGGAGACAUGGCGAGGAGAGGAGACAUGGCGAGGAGAGGAGACAUCGCGAGGAGAGGAGACAUCGCGAGGAGAGGAGACACGGCGAGGGGAGGAAUGCACACGGAGAGAAGCGGGAAGAUGUCUGGAGAAAACGGCGAAAGAGAAGCUCGUCUCGAGAAAGCCGCGGAGCGCGACUGAGAGACAGAGAUGCGGAGGGCAAAGAAGACACCUAUACACAUGUUUCAGCGGCCUGUUCGCACGCGGCCUCUCCUCUCCACCCUCGAAGUCACUCGUCGCGACCUCGGCAGUGGCCGCCGAGCGGCGGAAGUUCGCGAGACCGCAGUGCUGACAGCUCCGGGUGUAGCGACACCGAGUUCUCCGGUUCUGCUCGGCGGGAGAGGCGGAAGUCGGCUUUCAGACCGCGAGAGACCGACCGAGAGAGGACAGAUGGGAGGGAGAGAGAAGAGCGAAGAAGGCAUAGACACAGUGACAAAAGAGAGAGGGGAGAGAGAGGAGAGAGAAGGGAGGAGAGGCACAGGAGCAGAAGAGAGCGAAACAGCCGCUCUCGUUCCGCGCGCGAAAGGAGAGAAAAUGGGCGGCAUGGGUCGAAGAGAGAGAAGAGUGGCGAGCGCAGCGGAGAUCGUCGAAGGAGCAGAACGGCUUCAGCCUCGCGCGAGAGGAACUCAACACACAGGAGCUUCGGUGAACAAAGACAGACAGAACUGUCAUGCGAAGAGGUCUGGCGCACAACUCGAGAAGGAAAGACAGGGCAAGAUGUCGUCUCGGAGAAGAGAGCAAUCGAGCGUGCAGAGGACGGAGGGAGGGGAGGAUGCUUCGCGGAGUCGCCUGUCCCUGGCCCAGCUGCAGCUGCAGAGGAAAGGAGACAUGCAGAAGGCGGACCUGACCCAGGUUCUUUGUCCUGUCGCAGUGUCGAUGCGAUCGGUUCGCUGGUCUUCUCUGAUUCGAGCGGCCUCGCGUUUCCUCCCCAUUCUCACUCGUUUGUCUCGUCUCCGGCCUCUGCUGCUCCUGGUGUACGUACACCUGGGCCGGCUGCGGCCGCGCCCGUUUUGGUGCUGACUCCGCGCGCAGCGUGUGACGCUCUGUCGCGUCGAGGUCCAGCGCCUUUGAGUGGAGGUGGAGAUCGACAGGGUAACAGUUCUUUUUUGUCCGAAGAAGGAAGGCACUUCGCGGCGCACGACCGCAAAAAGCACUCCGCGGAAGAACUUCCACAUGCCGAGACACCCGACGGAUCUGUCUGCGACCCCGGGGGAGGUGUAUGUCCAGCUGAAGUUCGGAGUCCGUGGACUUCGUUUCCCGCCUCUUCAGGCGACGCACCUGUCAGGCUCGCUUCCCCCCGCCGCGAAGGAGAAAGUGGAUUUGAUGCGUCUUUCUCUGUCGUUCCUCGCCGCCAUGCAGACGUCACUUGUCCCCCGAGUUUUCCUCCUCCCCCUCCACCGUCUGGUCCUCUCUCACCUGCUUCGUUGUCUCCCGCUUCUUUUCCUUUUCAUCCUGCAUACCCUUCCUCGGUUUCUCACUCGUAUCCCUCGUGUUCUUCUUCUUUCUCCUCUGGCGCUUCCUUCUCGUCCUAUGCCUUUGCCUCUUCUGAUUCCGCGCCUCGGCUCCCCACGGCAACCUGGAGAGAACGUCCUCACGGCGCCGAAGAAGACCGUCUGGACGUUUCUGUGUGGGCAGGCGCAGGCGACGCUCCCCGUCUCCGCAGCGUCUCUUCCGCUGCUGCCUCGCCCUGUCCUCCGCCGCCGCCGAGCGCGUCUUGUCCAGUCCCCUUCACGGAGAGAAAAGAGGCAACUUCAGUCCCUCCCGCGCCCGCGGCUCAACUGCAUGCGCCUCCUCGAGCGCCGCCCUCUGACAGGCCUGCGGCUUCGGGUGUACCUCCACCGCCGCCUCCGCCUCGUGCUUUCUCGUCUCUGCGCGGGCAUGCAUCCACGCGCCAGUCGCCUUUUGACGCACAGGAGCUCUCACGAGAAGCCAUGAGGCACGCGAUGCUUCUGUGGAGACCGUCCGGCGCCUCGCCGCCUUCCCCAUCUUCUCGCCCUCCUGUCUCUCCUCCGUCUUCAGCUUCUGGGUCGCUGUCGUCUGCGUCUCGUGGUGUCUCUCGACUUUCUGUCCUCCCUGGUUCUUCGCUGUCCGCCUCGUCUGAAACUCGGGUGGGAGGUCAGGCGUGCGGCGCCAAGGUGGCUGGCGUCGAUUCCGAGAGAAAAGGGACAGGCGAGAGCGGAAAUAAGACAGAAGGAAAAAUCGAGAGACGCUUUCUUGAUCCGCGACUAGCGAAACGACAUGCGCAACAUCACAAGUCUGCAGAAGAAAAGAGAGGAAAAGACACCGUCGCUUCUCUCUCUUCUCUCGCUUCUCUUCCUUCCUCUUCUCUCUCUUCGGUUGCUACGUUCAGCCGCGAGCAGCUUCUAGGCGGCGUUUCCAUCAAACGCCCCAGAAAGAAAUCUGCUCUGUCUUCUUGCACCUCUUCGUUUACCGGUCCUUUUACUUCUUCUUCCUCUUCUUCGUCUUCCUCUUCUUCGUCUUCCUCUUCUUCGUCUUCCUCUUCUUCGUCUUCCUCUUCUUCGUCUUCCUCUUCUUCGUCUUCGUCUUCCUCUUCCUCUUCUUCGUCUUCCUCUUCUUCGUCUUCCUCCUCUUCGUCUUCGUCUUCCUCUUCUUCGUCUUCCUCUUCCUCGUCUUUCUCUUCCUCGUCUUCCUCUUCUUCGUCUUCCUCUUCUUCUUCCUCGUCUUCCUCUUCUUCUUCCUCUGCUUCUUGUUCGACGUCUUCGGCGAGGGCAGACUGUUGCGCCGGUAUGGGCGCAUGCAGCUGUGGAUGUCCGCGCCAGGGCGAGCGCGUGCGACCCUCUCGCGCGGCGCCGCUGGGCCGCAAGGUCGCUGGCGCUCUGGGGGGUGGCGAGGCUCGGCGGACGCGGCAGAGAGACUCGCAAGUCGCGGCGUUUCUCCAGCAUCUGCAGGCCGCGCGUCUCCUGACCUCGAGGCUUGACGAGAGCCUGCUUUCUGACUCCGAGGAGGAGCGCGCAAGCGAAGCAGCCGUGCUUCGGAAGACAGAUGCAGCAGAGGCGCCUGAGAAGAAAGACAAGAAGGAAGCGGGAAGCUCAAAGACUCAGACGGAAAGCGACUGGUCGUGGACCCUCUCUUCGUCCUCGGAAAUGUCACAGGAGUCGGAAGAAGAGAGCCGGCCUUCUUCUUCGUCUUCUUCUUCCUCUUCGUCUUCUUCUUCCUCUUCGUCUUCUUGGGGUUGUCGAGGAGUCUGUAUCGGAGGAGAGCGGGAAGGAGAAGAGAAGAGUGUGCUGUUUAGAGCGGCGGCUCUCGCAGCUUCAGAGCUAGGGAUCUUGUCACGGAAGUUGAGGAGACAGGAAAGGAAGCGGGAGAGGAAAGCGAGGCCUGAAGCAAGCAGAGACACGAACGGAGAGAGCAGGAAAGAUGCGCGACCGAGUUCUGGAAAACCGAAGAGCUCGGAGUGUGCUGACAUCCCAUCAGCUUCGUCUCUUCUGCUUCGGUGCGAAGCAGAGUCUCUGCUCGCGUGUCUCCCCUGCGACGUUCGCGCUCCACCCUCUUUCCUUUCGUCUCCCUCCGCAGUCUCUUCUCUUUCGUCGGCAAUGUCGGCUGCGUCUCCCGGCGCCCCUGCGUUUUCAGCAGAGAAGGCUUCGAAGACGCCUCCGUUUUUCGCCGCGCUGACGGCGGCAGCUCGACAGGCGACUCGCCUCAACCGCGAGGCUGCGGCCAGGCGAGCUGCACUCGCGAAAGCCGUCGCAAGCACCAUCGGCGACUUCCGCAGCUACCUCUUCGAACAGGAGGAGAGCCGCGGAGACAAGAGAGCUCGAGAAGAAGAACUCGGGAAGCCAGAGAACGAAGGGGGAGAAGAGGCAGCACAGAAGACAGAAGAGAGAGGAGAGAGGGAAAACGAGGUUCUGAACGAGGGUGGGGAGCUUCAGACGACGCGCUUGGCUUCGCAGGUCGCUGCACAGUCUUCGGCAGAAGUCGCACCGAGCGACAUGGAGACAGCCGCCGCGCUUCUGCAGAGGAUGCCGAAGGCGCGGGAGGUCUGCCGAGUCCGAGAACGCUGUGCAUAUGAAGAAACCACUCAGAGAGGUUCGAGCCAGAAACCUGAUGAGACAGAGAAAACGCAGUUCUCUGAAUCAAAGAAAACACGAACGGGCGAGUCGGAAGAAGAAAAGAUGCGCGGAAAAGCGAGUGAAGAAAGUGAGGAAAACGCACGGUCGAGAGAGAAGAGCGGCGAAUCCCAAGAGGCUCCACAGACAGCCGAGAGAAACAGUGGGUCGCCGGCGAGUGUCUCGACACCUGGGGAUGGGCCUGCGGUCAGUCGAGACUCCUCCUGUGCUUCCCCGAUGGGGAACCGACGAGAAACGAGAGAAAACAAAGAAGAAGUAUGCAUGUCUUCUUCGUCUUCCUUUUCUUCGUCUUCGUCUUCCUUUUCUUCGUCUUCGUCUUCCUUUUCUUCGUCGUCUUCAUCGUCUUCGUCGCCCUGCUUCUUCGAUCCGUACGCGACUGUCGAUGCAGGCUGUCCGGGUGUGUUUCUCGCCACACAUGUUCUCGACUUCCCCCGACCGAGUUCGGCGUCUUCUGGCUCGUCUCUUCAGCUGGAAGACGUCGCCUCCUCCGUCGCGUAUUUGCCGUCAAGGUCUCUCGGCGCAGCUGGCACCGACCGAGGCCUCUUUGCUCUCUUCGACGUCUCCCGUCCAAGCUUCUCUCGACUCGUUCCCCUCUCUUCCACCUCUUCGCUCGUCUCUUCUUCGGCUCGUCUGUCUUCUUCUGGCACAGCUUCUUCGACGUCUUGGGCGUCGUGUGGCGGAGCCGAUCGGGGCAGAUCGGAGAGAGGCGCGCUCCGUGGAGAAGAAGAUGCGCAACUCCAUCAAACGCGAGAAGACUGUCAAGAACGAAUCGCUUCUCUCGCCUGGCACAAAUGCGGAGAGUUCCUGGGUGCCGGCCGGGGGGGCGGUUUUGUGCAGAUCGUCGAUCCGCGCAUGCAGCGACUUGCCUCAGCCUGGAAGGCGCACCGGGGACCAGUGGAAAAGUUCGAAUUCAUUGGAAACAACGUCUGCGCGACGUCGUCGCCAACAGAAAUGUAUGUUCGUUUCUGGGACUUGCGAGUUCUCCCGUCUCCCUCGUUUUCUUCUCUCGCUUCUUCUGCGUGUACGUGGAACGAGAGAUUGCUGUGUGCCGUCAAGAGCGACAGCGGCGUCUCUGCAUUCUGCUUCUCGGCGGACGAAGCACUCCUAGCUCUGGCCUCGCUCUCGGGUGAAGUGCAGGUGAUGACUUCGCCACUCGGCGUCGAACCUUGCGAGCAGCUUCUCCACUUUCCCUCCCUCAACGAGCUGGACUGCUUCUCUUCUCUCGCCUUCUCCCCCAACAGCCGGUGUCUCCUGGUGCAGGGCGAACGCCAACACACUCCCCGGAUGCGAGAUGCAACGCGCUUGCUGUCCUCUCCGUUCUGCGAACUCUGGGACUUGCAGAGUCCGAAGCAGCGCGCAAAACUCCAUACGUUCGCUUCUUUCUGGCCGCACCUGCGCCGCUUCCCCGAUGGCCUGUCUUCUCCGUCUGCUCAAACGGCCUGCGCUCCAGAGCCGCUCUUCGAACUGCCGUUCUCCUUCUUCCCAGGGGUCCUCGCGGUGAACUGGGCCGACAACCUCCUGCCUCUCGAGAGGGAGACGGCUCUGCAGAUGCGCGCGCAAAAAGGCGGCAGCGGGGAACGCUUUCGCGCAAGAGGGAAGGAAACCGCUGCCAAGAAAAUCCCCCAAAACGGAUGCACUCGCCACCAGAACACUUGCCCACGACGACGCCCGUGCUACUCCUCAGUUCCUACGCCCACAACAGAUUCGCAAAACGAGAGAGGACGAGAGAGAGAACCAGCUGGAGAAGCAGAGAGAGAACCAGCUGGAGAAGCGGAGAGAGAACCAGCUGGAGAAGCAGAGAGAGAACCAGCUGGAGAAGCAGAGAGAGAACUAGCUGGAGAAGCAGAGAGAGAACCAGCUGGAGAAGAAGAGAACGGAGAGGAGACAGGCAGAGAAACAAUUCCUCCGUACUUUCUGUAUCUCAAUACGAGUGCAUCUCGUUACCCGAGAUCUUUUUCUUCUCUCGCGUCUGUGGGGCAUGGUGCUGAGCGACUGAGAACCUCCGAGAAGGAGGGAAAUCCCCGAGGGAAUUUUGAGAGAGCUGACGUCUCUCAACUGUAUGCAGGCCGCAUGGCGCCCAGAGCGGCAACCGGAGACAGCGGCAUUGCAGAUCGAAAGGGCACCAGCGUGAGCGCUCUGAAAGACGAAGACAAGAACCAGCGCGCAGUCGAAAACAGGACAUGGAGAGGCGAGAAGUGGACCUCUUCCCCCGCGUCUUUGCUGAGUGUGCAGGCGCGCUCCGAAGCCUCGAAACAUGCAGCGCCCACAGGUCCGCUCGAGCUCUCGGAACCUCCUCGCGACCUCGAGACAUCAGAAGACGAAUCCCCGAGCAGCGAAGACGAACACGAACAUGAAAAUGCAGAUCCAUUUGACUUGGACGAAGACAAGGAAGAAGAGCGAGAAGCUCGACUGUAUGACUGGGUGCGGGAGUCGGCUCGCCUGUUUACAGGCGACCUCGGAGGAGACGUCGCAUGGCCUCAGCGAAGAUUUGCGUGCUCGUUUUGGAGAGACAAAGUCGUUGGUGUCGGUGGUCCUCUGCAUCUCGCAGGCGCCCUGAAACUCUGGGACGCUGCAACAGGUUUCUUGGACAGUUGUUCGAUCUCGGCAGGAAGCCAAGAACUGGUGAGGAGCAUCGCGAGCGAUCAACGGGGCGGCCCUCUCGUUCUCUCGGCCGGGCAGCGACGGGGAGGCGCCGCACUCACGUUUUGGGGCUACUUCGCAGUCGACCAGUUGGCAAACUUCCACAUGAUUUGAAGGACGAAGAGAGGAAACCGAGAAACGAACAGAGAUGAGAGAGCGAGAAGAGACCAGAAAGGGGAAUCGCGGAAGGAAAGGAGAGGAACACCAAGGAAGGAAAGGAGGAGAGCGAGAGGAAAUAGAAGAGGGAGAGGAGAUCCUUUGUCGGAGAGAAGACUGAUGAAGAGCAGAGACGUCUCAGUCGAUCCGCGCGGGGCGGUAGCAUACGCAACGGGGGGAAAGCGAGAGACGAUUGAGAUGCAGAGAAGAAUGGAAAGAAGGAUAAUGGGUGAAGAAACGAGGCAACUGCGGUGUCGAAGACAAAGGAAAGAGCGAAGCAAGGGAGCCUGGUGGGGCAGAGAGGUGCUUGGCUUUAUUAUCUCUGACUGGCAGAGAUAGCAGUGAGAUGGAAGGCUGUACGGCUGUCCACUCCUCUUGCGUGCUUUUUCACACUGUGUUUCGGUGGAAAAAAGGGAAAAAGACGCGAGAGGGGAGACGUCCAACCUCAACUGUCUUUUCCCUGAGAAACAGCCUUGGUUUCGUCUCGAGAGGCCCAGCGUGCAUGUGCGUUUCCUUUGCCUGAAAUCUGUUUUCCAGUGUUCCGAGAGUCGUGCUCACAGCGUGGAAUUUGCGUUCAAACAAGUGACUCGCGGUUCCACUGGCAUGUGAAAUCCUCCUGGAUGAUUUCGGUCGUUGCCUGCAUGUCGAGACUAGCCAAUCGUGUGCGCAUAGGCGCGUUUAGGCAGACAAGAAACUCAAAACUGUCUCGAUCUGCGGCGCGCGGGUGUUUCUCGUCCUCUGCGUCAACGACUGUUGUCUCGAUGACGAGUGUGGAAAAUGGGGUACUGCAGCGGCAAACUGGGGGCACCUGGUCGAGCCGACGCAAGGCAACAGGAAAUAGACUCUGCUCAGCAGCCAGACUUUGCCUCCCCAACACAGAGACAGUUACAUGCUGCUCGUCGGGUGUCUUCACCGGUGCACGCAGUGCUGGGCAUCUCUCCACUUUUCACACCAAGACAUCUCAAGACAUCUGCAUGUGUGGAGUACGAAAAAAGUAGAGACGCCCACACAGACGUACCACAAUUUGUGCUGAGAGAUCUCGGUGAAUACAUAGGCGCACACGACUGUGGGGAAGCCGGCCGAAAUGGACAGUCUGCAACUUCCCGCGCCGCGUUUCGUCGCGG